Messenger RNA from Dreissena polymorpha, 3310 nucleotides. RefSeq names its product dipeptidyl peptidase 1-like. Gene Ontology annotation, molecular function: cysteine-type endopeptidase activity. Gene Ontology annotation, cellular component: lysosome. The transcript has 9 exons. Lineage: Eukaryota; Metazoa; Mollusca; Bivalvia; Myida; Dreissenidae. Bases 159 to 1559 code for a protein of 466 amino acids. The record is from RefSeq and is a predicted model, not a curated record.
UGUCACAUGAUACAUGUACUUUCAGUCAAGUGACAUUUCUGUUCUUGACUUGUGCUUGUUGUUCAUGUGAUCUGGAAGUGAUAUUUAAAGUAAGCUUCUUUUUCAUCUUAUCAGUCGUGAAUACAUUUUAAGACUUAAUUCAUAUUGUCAAAAUCAGGAUGAUGGAGGUUACAACAAUGAUCAAGUAUUUGCUGUGUUUCGCCUCACUGUGGGCUAUUGUUGCCGCCGAUACGCCUGCUAACUGUACAUACCAGGACAUAGUUGGUCAGUGGACUUUCCAGAUUGGGGAAAGUGGUCAUGACAGGUCUCUAAACUGCACCAACUUUGGAUCACAACAGAAUCCUCCAAAGAGUAAGCUGCGAGUCACGCUGUACUUCCCAGAUCUGGUAGUGGACGAGUUUGGGAACAAUGGAUGGUGGACUCUGAUCUACAAUCAGGGUUUCGAGGUAGUUAUAAAUGGCAGAAAGUUCUUUGCCUUCUCUAUGUACAAGAAGCAUGGUAAAGACUACGACAGCAUUUGUGAUCAAACCCUACCGGGCUGGUCUCAUGACAUUUUUGGGCGCAACUGGGCAUGUUACACUGGCACCAAAGGAACACCACUCACGACGCUCAAGUACCAGAGGAACAGUGUGGUUACAGAGCACAAGUUUACAAGUCUCAAAUACCAGUCCAACACCACUCUUGUUGGGGAAAUAAAUCGCUCACAGAAAUCCUGGAAGGCUGCCAAGUAUGCACAGUUUGAAGGCAUGCAGAUAGAAGACAUGAUUAGAAUGGCUGGUGGAAGGAAAUCCAGAAUUCCCAGCAUCCCCAAACCAGUUGCAGUGAGGUCAGAACAUGCAAGGAUGGCUUCUGACCUGCCAAAGAGUUUUGACUGGAGGAACGUUGAAGGAUUGAACUAUGUGUCACCCAUCAGGAAUCAGGGAAGCUGUGGCAGUUGUUACGCCUUUGCCUCUCUGGCAAUGAAUGAGGCCAGGUGGCGGGUCAUGACCAACAAUACAGUGCAGCCCGUGUUCUCACCACAGGAUGUCGUAGAGUGCAGCCAAUACUCACAGGGUUGCGAGGGUGGUUUCCCUUACCUGAUCAGUGGGAAGUAUGCGGAGGAUUUCGGACUGGUCCUCGAGGAAUGUAACCCUUACAAGGGGUCGGACGGAUCGUGUUCCACGCUCCAGAGCUGUCCACGUGUCUAUUCUACACGAUAUGAAUACGUGGGGGGAUUCUACGGAGCCUGUAACGAGGCACUUAUGCGAAUCAAUCUAGUCAACAACGGACCCAUGGCUGUCGCCUUCGAAGUCUAUGACGAUUUCUUCAGCUACAAGUCGGGUAUCUACCACCACACAGGCCUCAAGGACAAAUUCAAUCCGUUUGAAAUCACCAACCAUGCUGUGCUACUUGUGGGAUAUGGGACAGACUCAAGCAACCCGGAAAACCCCCAGGAUUACUGGAUUGUGAAGAAUUCAUGGGGCGAGAGCUGGGGUGAGGGCGGUUAUUUCCGCAUCCGACGUGGAAACGACGAAUGCAGCAUCGAGAGCAUUGCUGUGCAGUCUUUCCCUAUUAUGUAAAUUGGGACCGAUGAUCGUAAAGUGUAUUAAAACCUUGGAAAACCAUCUCUUCAAAUGAUAAUACAACCAAAUGUUAUGAAAUUGUAUAAGUUCAAAGGUUUCUCAUGCUGGUAUUCCAAAAGGGUAUUGCUUAUUAAAGUGGAAAGAUUCUAAAAAAUUAUAACAUUUGCUAUGUUAAUGACUUUUGAGCCAAGAUUAUUGUCUAGUUGAGAGCUAAAAAACAUAUUUUUUUCUAAUUGUCACAUUUUCUAAGUGUAUGGCAAUUUAAUGCCUGACCGCCCAUAUUGAAGCAGGGCCUAUGUUCACAAAGUGUCUUUGCGGUAGUUAAAAACAUGUACAAAUGUCUUUAUAAUGAAUACAUUCCUGUAGCUUUCCAUGUUUCUAACAUAUAAUGAAGCAUAUUUGCAAGUUUUUUGUUUCAAGUCCUUUUGAAAAAAGGUAAAUAAGUACUAGAAUUCAUAAAUCUGUGACUGUUUUCUCAAAUACUGAAACUGAACCAAGUUCCUCAGCUUUCAAACUUUGAACACUCAACACAAUCAGUAGAUUCAUCAUUUGUUUAGUCAAGCACAUUGAGCACAUUACUUUGUGAUUCUUAUACAGAACUUAACCCAUUUAUGCCUAGUGGACUCUCCCAUCCUUCUAAAUUGGAUCAAUUUAUUUCCAAAAUAAGGGAUGUCUAGUAUAUUUAUUUUAUAUUUAGAAUAUUUCUUACAGAAAUUCCUUUAAGCAGGCAGCGCAGACCCUGAUAAGACGCCGCAUUAUGUGGCGUCUCAUCAUGGUCUACGCUUUUUGCCAAGGCCUUUUUUCUAGAUGCUAGGCAUAAAUGGGUAAAUUUCACAUUUGUAACAACCUACAUAAAUUUAUUAUUUACAGCCUUUUGUGAUCUUUUUUUUACUUUUUCAGAGUUUGAAUUGUAUGCUUGUGCUGUAUGGUUAUCUAUGUCUAUUGUUAAAAGUGCUCAUUGUUAAAAUGUAUAUUUGUGAUUGAUUUAGGAAACAACUCUUGUAAAAACACAAUUCACAUGAUGUGAUAAAACAGCUUUCAGUGCUUACUGCUUUAUUUUGUUUUGCCAUUAUUUUGCACCAUAACCCUUGUAAAUAUAUUAUGAAAAACAUGAAAUACUGAAAAGUUAUAAUUUAUGAGUGUACACAGAUGUUUGAGAACUUGUAUAAUUCUUGGUAUGCCAGUAAAAAUUACUAUCAAGACAAAUAUUUAUUAGGUAGAAUUUCUUAAAUAAGGUGUUUUAAAUAGAAAUACAGAUUUACAUGUAUGUUCAACUGAACUUAAAAAUAGCUUAUACUGUUUAUAUAUAUGAGCCCAGCUCACAUAAAUCUUAAAUCUUGUUAUUUUCUGCUUUUUUUUUACAUAAAAGAUUGUUGCUACGUUUAAGAAAACAAUUAAUUAUAUAAACAUGUCAAAAUAAAAAUUAAUAUAAAAAUAUGUUCAAUUCUCCAUAGAUCGGUAGUUUUAAUGAUUUAGAUUGUAACUUCUUUUUUAUGACAGAUAUUUUUCUAUUUUUGUAGGUUGUUUUUAGUUGAGAAUUUUUUUUUAUUUGAGUGCUUUUGUUCUACCUUAGAGGUUUUACAUGUCUCCAUUGUGAAUAAAAAUGAAUAUGUAUAUGAAAUUCAUAUCUGAAAUGAUCAUUAUUGUAUCCGUCUUCUUAAAUUUAAAAUGUUGACAUGAUUUUGAAUUGAACAUCUGGUAUUUAUCUGUUCAAUAAAUCUCUCAUAUAAAUAAAUACUUUUACAAAC